CGGGUGGGUCUAGCGUUAUGGCGACUACUGCACCGGGCGGCCAUUAUUUCGACCAUGCAGUAUGCGCCAAGCCCGACAAACACUCGACUUGAAGCGUAUAUCACUGAAGUCCCGGACUUUGGGAUGACUGCAUAGAACAACUCAACUACACAUUCAUUCAUUCACUAUACCAGAGAAUCGAGCACGGUGAAUACAGGAACAGUACUCUUGUAUCCAAAUCCACCUCGAGCGACCUUCAUUUCGGAAUCAACAAUGCACUCAUUAGCAAUGGAGCAAAGAUCAAAGAUCAAAACAGUCCCUUCCAGCAACACACCAAACACCGCAUAUCCCGCCGCAGCAUCAUCAACCACUUCCAACCCCUACGCCCGCGACCCAACACGGAGAGCCAUCGCAUGCGUAACCUGCGCCAAGGCCAAAACCCGCUGCGACAAAGGCCUCCCCUCCUGCUCCCGCUGCAUAACCAAAGGCCUCAAAUGCUCCCCCCGCUCCACCCGCCGCACCUCAGAACCCACCUACCGCAACUCUCCCAGCAAAAAGACCCUCGCCGCCCCGCCCCGCCCCGGCACACUCCCCUCCUCCACCCGCCCCCGCAGCAUCAUGCGCGCGCCCUCACACAUCGACUUCCGCACAGCCGUCAAGCUGAGUCAGCAAGCCGCCCUCAUCUCCAGCGCGCCCUCGCUCACGCCGCUGCCGACAUACCACGCCCAGGUGGAAGAGUGCUACGCGUACCCACAGCCAGGGGACCGGUUCACGCCCGAGCUGCGGUACUCGCCGGACGCCGACGAAUUCGCGUUCUCGCGGGGCGCAACACCACAAACGCCCGCAGACGCGUUUCUGAGUGUCGAGGGGCUGCCGGCGCUGGACGCGCUCGACGCGGAUCUGGAUCUGGACAUGCCGUAUCUGGGCGCGUGGCCGGCGGCGCUGGAUCCGUCGCUGGGGCCCGUGGGGCUGGGGUUCCCGGUGCCGAUGGAGCACUGGACGCCGGAGCCCAUGCAGAGUCAGAGCGGGGAGGGGUUCGUGCCGCUGUGGGAUGGCGCGUUGGAUUCCGGCGUCGUGAUGCAGGGCGAGUGGGCGCAGCUCCAGUCGCAGGCGUUGUCGAUGUCGCAGCCGCAGGCGCAGUCUGUGUCGCAGUCGUUGGCACAGCAGCAGCAGCAGUCGUUAUCGAACCACCAACAGCAGCAGCAGCAGCAGCAGCAACAGCAACAGCAAUUGAGGAGAGAUGGGUUCAUAGAUAUGGGGCUGGUGACAUCGGUACCGUACGUGCCGAAGGUGCAGGGCGGGAAGGGCGGGAAAGGGGUGUGGGAGGAUGUUUUCAUGGCGGGGGGUUUGGCUUAUUGAGGGGUGCCACGCUUCGAACGAGAUAGCACGGGGAGUUGUAUAUAGAGUGAGGGUGGUGGUGUACGAUUUUAUGUUCUGGUGGGUGUACAUAGAUUACGAGACGGGAAUUAUCAAUUGACCAGUACCUAUACUUUUCAAGCUUUCCUGGGGAUAUAAACGGG
This is a messenger RNA of Boeremia exigua, 1499 nucleotides long. RefSeq lists its product as uncharacterized. Gene Ontology annotation, biological process: regulation of DNA-templated transcription. The record is from RefSeq and is a predicted model, not a curated record. Gene Ontology annotation, molecular function: DNA-binding transcription factor activity, RNA polymerase II-specific; zinc ion binding. Lineage: Eukaryota; Fungi; Ascomycota; Dothideomycetes; Pleosporales; Didymellaceae. The coding region runs from base 253 to 1338 and encodes 361 amino acids. The transcript has 2 exons.